Messenger RNA from Dinoponera quadriceps, 2689 nucleotides. RefSeq names its product elongation factor G, mitochondrial (gene mEFG1). Gene Ontology annotation, molecular function: translation elongation factor activity; GTPase activity; GTP binding. NCBI's taxonomy places the organism in Eukaryota, Metazoa, Arthropoda, Insecta, Hymenoptera, Formicidae. Bases 148 to 2400 code for a protein of 750 amino acids. Gene Ontology annotation, biological process: mitochondrial translational elongation. Gene Ontology annotation, cellular component: mitochondrion. The transcript is spliced from 9 exons. The record is from RefSeq and is a predicted model, not a curated record.
UCGACUAUUGCUCGUUCCCAUUGGACAACGCGCUGAACAUAUUUUAUCCUGUCGUAAAAUGCUGAAUCUCGCGGGUGUUUAAUAGAAAUUAAUUUCUAACAAGGUUCUUUUACGAAAAUUACUUUAAUACCGAGUAAAUUAAUAAUCAUGACUAUCAUGACAUUUCUAAGCCGUAAUAUUCACUUAUCUCGGUUGUCAGCGCUGCAUCCAUGUAUUUACGGACAAAAUGUGCGAUUUUGGUCGUCGCACGCCAAAUUUGCCGAGCAUAAACCGUUAGAGAAGGUUAGGAAUAUUGGUAUAUCAGCUCACAUAGAUUCUGGAAAGACUACCUUGACAGAACGUAUUUUAUAUUACACUGGUAGAAUAUCCAAAAUGCACGAAGUAAGAGGAAAAGAUAAUGUUGGUGCAACAAUGGAUAGCAUGGAGUUGGAGAGGCAAAGAGGAAUAACUAUCCAAUCAGCUGCAACAUAUACGUUAUGGAAAGAUCAUAAUAUUAACAUUAUUGAUACACCGGGACAUGUAGACUUUACAGUAGAAGUUGAAAGAGCUCUACGUGUCUUAGAUGGUGCUAUACUUGUCCUGUGCGCUGUGGGUGGUGUCCAAUCACAGACAUUGACCGUAAACCGACAAAUGAGAAGGUACAAUAUACCUUGUCUGGCAUUUAUCAAUAAAUUAGACAGGAUGGGUGCAAGUCCAAAAAGGGUCUUAGAACAAAUGAGAAAAAAACUACAUCAUAAUGCCGCAUUUAUACAGUUACCAAUUGGUCUGGAAGGUAACACAAAGGGAUUGGUUGAUCUAGUUCGCCAAAAAGCAAUUUACUUUGAGGGAAAUUUUGGAGAGAUUGUCAGGGAAGAUGAAAUCCCGAAAGACAUGAAUGCCGAGGUGAAUGAGAAGAGACAAGAAUUGAUCGAACAUUUAAGCAAUGUGGACGACGUACUCGGUGAUUUGUAUUUAAAUGAAACGAAAUUAACUGAAAGAAAUAUUAUGGAUGCCAUACGUAGGGCAUGUUUGAAAAGAACAUUUACACCCGUACUAGUUGGCACCGCGCUUAAGAACAAGGGUGUUCAGCCAUUACUGGAUGCGGUACUAGACUAUUUACCGAACCCGGGUGAAGUAGAGAAUUAUGCUUUUAAGAUAAAAUCAGAGAGCGAAAUCGAUAAAAUUGCCAUGAAUCCUGCUCGAAAUGAUGAGAAACCUUUCGUCGGACUGGCAUUCAAAUUGGAGGCUGGGAGAUUUGGUCAACUGACGUAUUUCCGUUGUUACCAAGGAAUGCUGAGCAAAUCUGAUACCUUGUGCAAUACAAGGACAAAAAGGAAGAUGCGGGCGCAAAAGUUAGUUCGACUUCAUUCAAAUCAAAUGGAAGACGUGACAGAGGUUUAUGCUGGAGAUAUCUUCGCCUUAUUCGGUGUAGAAUGUGCGUCCGGUGAUACCUUUGUAAAAGAUUCGAAAUUAAAUUUGUCGAUGGAAUCGAUCUACAUUCCUGAUCCCGUGGUGUCUAUGUCCAUUCAACCAAAGAACUCAAAAGAUCGAGACAAUUUUGCCAAAGCUAUGAAUCGAUUCACCAGGGAGGAUCCAACAUUGCGUAUGAACUACGAUGUGGAUAAUAAGGAAAGCAUAAUUUCCGGAAUGGGAGAACUACAUUUGGAGAUCUACGCGCAAAGAUUGGAGCGCGAAUAUAAUUGCCCGAUCAUUCUUGGAAAACCGAAGGUUUCCUUCCGCGAGACUCUAGUCGAGCCGCACGAGUUUGAUUAUCUGCAUAAAAAGCAGUCGGGCGGUGCCGGCCAAUAUGCUCGGGUGAUCGGAAUUAUGGAGCCGUUGCCACCUGAGAAAAACACGCAGAUCGAAUUUUCGAACGAAACCGUAGGCACCAACGUUCCGCGACAAUUCAUGCCAGGCGUGGAGAAAGGUUUCAAAGCUAUGUGCGAGAAGGGCAUGCUCUCUGGCCACAAGAUUGCCGGUGUCAAAUUCAGAAUAUUCGACGGUAUGCAUCAUUGCGUCGAUUCCUCGGAGCUCGCCUUCUUCCUAGCCACGCAAGGUGCUGUUAGAGAUGUGUUUGAGACCGGUAACUGGCGGAUUCUCGAGCCGGUCAUGUUGGUAGAAGUAACGGCUCCAAUCGAGUAUCAGGGUCAGAUAAUAGCACAGCUCAGUAAACGAAAAGGCAUCAUAAACUCAACGGAGAUGAACGACGAUUGGUGCGCGGUCAUUGCGGAGGUGCCACUCAACGACAUGUUUGGUUACAUCGGCGAACUGAGAUCCACCACUCAAGGUAAAGGAGAAUUCACCAUGGAAUAUGCGAGAUACAGCCCCUGCUUAUCGGAAGUGCAGGAACAGCUCAUCAGACAGUAUCAGGAGUCGCAGGGGAUAGUAGUGGACGAGAAAACGCAGAAGUCGAAAAAUUGAUUGUAGGAUAUGAAAUUUAGUGAAAAUUGCGCGACAUUAUCACGAAUAAUGAAGAUAUUACCGUGUGGUAACAUCAUUUACUACAUUUUCUUCAAUAUAUGUGGCGGAAACCGAUAAGUUAUUGAUAUGUAAGUGAAACGAAUUAAAAUACAUACGUAGAUUCGUACACUUAAAAAAUGUGAUAAUACGGAUUGUCGCAGCAGAUUGUGCAUAUAUUAUAAUCCAUGUCUCGCAGUCAAUAUGUAUAAUUUGCCAGAUAAAUAUAAAAAAUACAAUUUCUAUCUUCAAA